Messenger RNA from Ruditapes philippinarum (Manila clam), 2248 nucleotides. RefSeq lists its product as uncharacterized. The coding region runs from base 154 to 2247 and encodes 697 amino acids. Gene Ontology annotation, cellular component: plasma membrane. The transcript is spliced from 4 exons. Gene Ontology annotation, biological process: iron ion transport. NCBI's taxonomy places the organism in Eukaryota, Metazoa, Mollusca, Bivalvia, Venerida, Veneridae. The record is from RefSeq and is a predicted model, not a curated record. Gene Ontology annotation, molecular function: copper ion binding; oxidoreductase activity.
GUACACAUCAAUAACCUAAAAUAUUUGCACAGUAAUGGUGACACUUGAAACACAUCAAGAUAAAAAAAUUGAACAUCCGGGUCCAACAAAUUUCUGUCGUUAUCAAAGCCAUGCGUAGGAUUCAAGUAGAAAGCAUUGAAAUUAGGUUAUAACAUGACGAAGUUUGUGAUAUUUUUUGCCGCGAUAAUCGCAAGUAUUGGAGCGGAAGUCACCGUUCAACCAACAGCAAAACCUAAUGACUGUAUCUGCAAACUCGAAGACAAAGUUUGUGCAUGUACAUUUGUCAUUGAACAUAAACUCACCAUGAUUCUUGAGAAAGAAAAGCAACUAGUAUAUCCGGACAACGGGGUCUUGCGACUGCGGGGAAAAGCAAACAGAAAUGCCCAAUUAACUCCCGAGCAAGUUUCCCGAGUUAUUACAGCUGACGGGGCGACUUCGCGUCUUGUAAUAGCUAUUAAUGGGUCGUUUCCAGGUCCUAGGAUAGAAGUAUGGGAAAGUCAAACAUUGGAAAUAACCUUUAUAAACGCACUUCACACCGACAGCGUUACGAUGCAUUUUCAUGGAUUACACCAGCGAGAAUCGCCUUGGAUGGAUGGUGUCGCAUUUGUCACACAAUGCCCGAUAUUGCCAGGACAAUCCUUUGUUCAUAGGUUCAAGGCAUAUCCACCCGGGACGGCAAUGUACCAUGCACAUAUAGGGGAUCAAAGAAGUAUGGGAUUGUACGGACCAGUUAUAGUUCGCCCAACAAAAAAUCCCGUUAUUGAAGAUAACGAAAUAAUCAUAUCUUUACAGGACUGGAAUCAUCUGAUGGACCCUGAGGUAGCAUAUCAAAGAAUGAUAACAGAGCAGUUUGAUUUCAAAACCAACGAGAAAAUCAACACGACAUAUUCAGUUGACAAUGGUCAAUUUAGCCGUUUUGAGUUUCAGUCGGGUCUGGCAAAUGGAAAGGGUAGAUUUUGGAAUACAAGGAAUAAUAACAACGGUUCACCACUUGAACGAUUUAAAGUACGCUCUGGAACCUUGUACAGGUUUAGGAUCAUUGGAGCUAUGACCCUUUAUCCAAUGAGAGUAUAUAUUUAUGGUCAUCGGCUAACAUUACGUACAUCUGAUGCCUACAACGUCGACAGAAUACCAGUGCAGUCAAUCAUAGUACAUCCGGGCGAGCGGUACGACUUUUUCUGGCAAGCACCGCCAGCGAUUAAUGUCACUUCUAAAGAGAUACUGUUUAUUGCCGAGACAAUAGAAACUGGUCAAAGUCUCGGUUUCUCAAAGUACCACGCAGCUGAGGCGAUUUUAGAAUUUGAAGAUUCCCCGAAACCUCCGCCACCUCCAAACCCACCAAAUAGUAGAGAAGAAACCUGUACAUCUUCAUCUAAAUGCACUACAUUCAACUGUCCUUAUGAAUUUUACCCACCAAAUGAUAAUAGAGUUUGUAUCACAUUCGCCGAAGUAAACAACACUGAUCCAAAUCAAAAUUACAAAGAAGUGUUAGGUAAUAAAGUCGACGAAGAGUUCUUCUUUAACUUUGCUUUUCCCGGGCCCCCAGAUAACACCCCAGGUUCGGUUAAUGGCCGAGAAUUCGUUCCACCAACUGUUUCUCUUCUCACGCAAGAAAACGAGUUGACUACUCCAUGUACGGACGAUUGUAACAAAAAUGGCAUCUGUCAAUGUACAUAUAUUCAGAAAUUAAAAUCCAACAAGCUGGUCCAGUUUGUUUUACUCAACCUAGGUAGUGGAUCGGGAUGGUCACACCCUGUGCACUUGCAUGGACACUCAUUUUAUGUAAUGAAAAUGGGUUUUGGCACAUACAACCGCAAUACAGGAAAUCUAAUGUCUAAUUCUAAAGACAUAAACUGCACGGAUAGAUUUGGCUACUGUAGUUCUGCUGCAUGGACAAACCGUAGUUGGGCAGGUGGAAGAGUUCCAGACAUGAGCAGUAAACCACCGCAAAAAGACACAAUUGUCGUUCCAACAGGUGGUUACGUUGUUAUUCGAUUUAGAUCGGAUAAUCCCGGAAUGUGGUUUCUACAUUGUCAUAUUGACCUGCACAAUACAAAUGGUAUGGGAAUGGUCAUUGAUGAAGGGGAGUCAAAAGCAAGUCCUCCUGCAGGAUUUCCAACAUGCAGAAGUUUUCUAUAUAAUGGGAAAUCUCCAGAUGGUUCGGGUGUUAACAGUGCAACGAAACACAGCGGAUUUCCAAUUAUAGUGACUUUUGUGUUUUGUCUGAUCAUAAAGAUAGCUACUUAGA